AUGUCUGGCUACUCCAACGUUGGUAACCGUGGCGUCUACGAGGCUGGCGACCAGAGAAACGUGUCUGAGGCCGAGCGCAAGGCCCAGGAGUCCGACCCUUACAACGAGGGCAAGGAGAACUCUCACAGCAACCUUGACUCUAAGGAUGAGCGAUCCAUCGCCAACCGACUAGCUGCUGAGGAGAAGAAGUCCGAUGCUGGUGACGAUCUUGAGACUGCCCAAUCAAAGAAGGACCCUACCCUGCCUGCUCGCGCUCACGGUAACGAGCCCUCCAAGGGCGCCAAGGUUGACGCCGAGUUGCAGGCCGAGGAGGAAGAGGAGUUGAAGCGCAAGGGCAAGGCUUAA
Messenger RNA from Fusarium coffeatum, 345 nucleotides. RefSeq lists its product as uncharacterized. NCBI's taxonomy places the organism in Eukaryota, Fungi, Ascomycota, Sordariomycetes, Hypocreales, Nectriaceae. The record is from RefSeq and is a predicted model, not a curated record. Bases 1 to 345 code for a protein of 114 amino acids. The transcript is spliced from 3 exons.